This is a messenger RNA of Aspergillus ibericus CBS 121593, 700 nucleotides long. RefSeq names its product 40S ribosomal protein uS19. Gene Ontology annotation, molecular function: structural constituent of ribosome; RNA binding. Gene Ontology annotation, biological process: translation; ribosomal small subunit assembly. The record is from RefSeq and is a predicted model, not a curated record. Lineage: Eukaryota; Fungi; Ascomycota; Eurotiomycetes; Eurotiales; Aspergillaceae. The transcript has 5 exons. The coding region runs from base 75 to 536 and encodes 153 amino acids. Gene Ontology annotation, cellular component: cytosolic small ribosomal subunit; ribosome.
GACACGACAACCCAUCGUCCCUUCGCUUUUCGAGUCCCGUUCGGAAAGCGACCUUGAGAGGAACACCCGCAAAAAUGGCUGACGAGCACUACAACGCCGAGGAGGCUGCCGAGUUGAAGAAGAAGAGACAGUUCCGCAAGUUCACCUACCGCGGUAUUGACCUCGACCAGCUCCUCGACCUCUCCUCCGAACAGCUCCGUGAUGUCGUUCACGCCCGCGCUCGUCGUCGCUUCAACCGCGGUCUGAAGCGCAAGCCCAUGGGUCUUAUCAAGAAGCUCCGCAAGGCCAAGCAGGAGGCCAAGCCCAACGAGAAGCCCGACCUCGUCAAGACCCACCUCCGUGACAUGAUCGUUGUCCCCGAGAUGAUCGGCAGCGUCAUCGGCAUCUACUCCGGUAAGGAGUUCAACCAGAUCGAAGUCAAGCCCGAGAUGGUUGGCCACUACCUGGGUGAAUUCUCCAUCUCCUACAAGCCCGUCAAGCACGGUCGUCCCGGUAUCGGUGCCACCCACUCUUCCCGUUUCAUUCCCCUCAAGUAAAGAAGAAAAGCUUUAUGGGGUGUCGUGUGGAGGAUCGGGCGUCCGGAUGUGCUGGGAGGAUCUACGAAAAAAUGGAUGGAUACCAAUAUGCAUUUCUUUGGGUUCAUCUACUUGUAUGUCAAGUGCGGGUCAGCUGUUUGCAUCUCAAUAUAAAGGUCUUGUCG